This is a messenger RNA of Diabrotica balteata, 1881 nucleotides long. The record is from the annotation of a GenBank genome assembly. NCBI's taxonomy places the organism in Eukaryota, Metazoa, Arthropoda, Insecta, Coleoptera, Chrysomelidae.
GGACAACGUUCACGUAUAUUCACAAAGUGUAAUAAAAUGAAGAUUGUUUUGAUUUUAUCCAUUGCGAUAAUACUUUUAGAUUUUGUGAUUUGUAUUUCAAUUGGAAAGGAAGAUGCAUUUAAGCAAAUGUCAAGAGGUUUAUUGGAAUACCGGAAAACAGGCACUCGACCGCAAUAUCUGAAAUCGGCUAUCGAAAGAUACAAUGAGCCUAACUUUUUUCAAGUACCAACAGGUACUUUUAAAAAAUCAGAAGUAUGUGAUACAUGUGCACUAAUAGUAGAUAUGUUUUUGUACCAAAGAAGAAUGGGAAUGAGUGAUGAAGAUUUUAAAAAGGAACUUCUUUACUUUUGUAAUCUUUACAAGGCAUAUCCAGAAAGAGUUUGUAAAGGAAGGGUAGAUCUUAAUGCUCCUAUAUUUUUAUACAUAAUUGAUAACACACCCAAAUUAAAUGCAAUCGAUGCAUGCGGAAUAGCUUUACAAUACAACGAUUGUGCUCUUAAUGCAAAAUAUAAUUGGACCAUUGAUGUUCCUCUGGAAACAAAAGCAAUAAAAACAAAGAAAGUAACAUCAGAAAAAACGUUUAAUAUUCUUCAUAUCACCGAUAUUCAUUACGAUCCUAGAUAUACUGUCGGCAGGAUAAAUAGUUGCGAUGAACCUGUUUGUUGUCAAGAUGACCAACCUAACGCAACUACUUCCGGAGAAGCCUGUGGAUAUUGGUCUGACUAUAUUAAUGCAGAUAUUCCAUGGAGGACUGUAGUAAAUGCCUUAAAUCAAACUAAAAACCACAAUUACGACUACGUAUAUUUCACUGGAGAUAUCGUGCCUCACCGAUUAUGGGACACAAGUGUGGAAGAUAACAGCAAAAUAAUAUCUCAAAUAUUGGACGCCUUCGCUGAUUAUUAUAAAGUUCCUGUUUAUCCUACUUUGGGAAAUCAUGAAGCAAACCCAGUCGAUAAUUACUCCGAAGAAACAGAUCCCUCACUUUCAAGUAAAUGGUUAUUUGAGUUACUUUUUCAAAAACUAUCUAAAUGGAUGCCCAUUAAUGAAGUCAAAGAUACAAUAUUAAAAGGAGGGUAUUAUACAGUCUCGCCUAAGAAAGGGCUAAGAGUUGUUGUUUUAAAUAAUAAUGUUUGCAAUUCAGGCAAUUGGUGGAUUAUUCAUCAACCUAACGAUCCCUAUGAUCAACUUAAAUGGUUAUCAAACGUGCUGCUGAAAGCAGAACAAGAUAAUGAACGAGUACAUUUAUUGUAUCAUAUGCCCUCUGGACAGGACGAAUGUUACAAAAUUUGGUCCAGAGAAUACAGGAAAAUUAUUGAAAGAUUUUCGAAGAUAAUUGCUGUUCAGUUUAAUGGCCACACUCACAGAGACGAAUUCUAUGUCUACUAUAGUAAAUCUAACUCCAGUGAAGCUAUCAAUAUGGCAUGGAAUGGAGCAUCAGUCGUAACUUAUGACAAAGCGAAUCCAAGCUAUAAAGUUUUUUCAAUUGACGGAAAUACAUUCGAUGCGCUUGAUUUCGAGGAAUGGACAUUUAAUCUUACUUUGGCCAAUUUAAAUCCAAAUAAAAAUCCUGAAUGGUACAAGCUUUAUUCGUUCAAAGAUGCAUUUGGCGUUAAAAGUUUGGAAGCGCAAGAAAUCAAUGAUCUUGUAAUGAGAAUGACCCAAAAGCAUGAACUUCUCGACCAAUAUUACAGGUACAAAUUUAGAAAUGGAGACGUUGCUCUUAGAGAAGGUUGUGACGAUGAUUGCAAAAAAGAUUUAUUAUGUAGAAUGGUAAAAACUGAAUAUGGUGACGAUCAAGUAUGUGAAAAAGUAAAGGAACUGUAUGAUCGCAAUGAAGGCGUCAAAGUAUUAUCUACAUAACUAGAAACUUUCAGGCUUCAG